Messenger RNA from Nomia melanderi (Alkali bee), 2002 nucleotides. It is a transcript of the gene sqd, whose product is annotated as RNA-binding protein squid. The record is from RefSeq and is a predicted model, not a curated record. Gene Ontology annotation, cellular component: nucleoplasm; chromatin. Gene Ontology annotation, biological process: regulation of gene expression. Gene Ontology annotation, molecular function: RNA binding. NCBI's taxonomy places the organism in Eukaryota, Metazoa, Arthropoda, Insecta, Hymenoptera, Halictidae.
GUCAAACUGAGCGCAAGUCGUAGGUCUCCCUUCUCCAUUCGGCGGCCGAUCAGUACGGACGUGAGAGUGUAGUUAGCUCGUGCAGUGUAUUUAAAUAUUCCUAAAAACACGAUUUCGAAUUGUGUUUUUAAGUGUUUCAUUAAAAAUAUAGUUAACUAAAUAUAAAAUAUGGCCGAUCAGGAGAACAAGGACUUCAGCGAAGAUAUCGCCGAUCAAAACUUCGAGCAGAACGGCGAAGCAGAGAACGGCGGCGGGGACGCCGCAGAAAAUGGCCAAGAGUCUCAAGAGGACAGAUCAACCGGUGGUAACCAGGAUUCCUUGAAUGAUAGGAAAUUAUUCGUUGGCGGAUUAAGCUGGGAGACCACAGAUAAGGAAUUACGCGAUCACUUUGGGACAUAUGGAGACAUUGAAAGUAUCAAUGUUAAAACGGACCCUAACACCGGCCGUUCACGAGGUUUUGCUUUCAUUGUGUUCGCGAAAGCAGAAUCACUCGAUAAGAUCAUGGCAGCUGGCGAACAUGUAAUCAACAAUAAGAAAGUAGACCCUAAGAAGGCGAAGGCUAGGCAUGGAAAAAUCUUUGUCGGAGGUCUUUCAACGGAAUUAUCCGAUGAUGAUAUUAAGACUUUCUUUUCACAAUUUGGAACCAUUGUCGAAGUAGAAAUGCCAUUCGAUAAGACAAAGAACCAGAGGAAAGGGUUCUGCUUUAUUACUUUCGAAUCCGAACAAGUAGUAAAUGAAUUAUUGAAAACUCCCAAGCAAACGAUAAAUGGUAAAGAGGUCGAUGUGAAGAAAGCCACACCUAAACCAGACGGCAUGGGCGGUAUGCGUGGCGGCGCUGGCGGACGAGGCGGACGUGGCGGAAGGGGUGGCAGAGGACGCGGUUUUGGCGGUCAAGGCGGUUGGGGUCAAGGUGGUUACGGAGGCGGAUACGGUGGCGGUUACGGGCAAGGCGGUUACGGCGGUAGCUAUGAUGGCUACGGAGGAGGCUACGAUUAUUAUGGCGGUGGGUACGGCGGCUAUGGUGAUUACGGCUACAGUGGAUACGACGGCUAUGGCUAUGGCGGUGGUAGUUACGAUGGUGGCUACAGUGGUGGGCGCGGUGGUGCACGCGGUAAAGGUUUCCUACCCUACAACAAAUCUCAUAACUCGUUAAAUCAUCAUUCCAUUAAACCACGCCACUUUCAACAAGAUUUUCAACAACGCAGAUUACUGCCGCAAAAUAAAACGAAUCAUCAGGAGUCACGACAGAAACUGUAAUAACGUCACGUCUUGCGUCUAGCAAUACAUCUGCAUUAUCAAGACAGAAAACAAGAAGCAACAUAUAAACAUAUAUAUAUUAUAUAUAUAUACAUAUAGAUUCACGAUGCUUUCUUCCAUCUCUCGUUUACCCUUUUGUACAAAGUCGAAAAUGUUUCAUAUUUCUCAUUGGUCUCUCAUUUUUCAUCUUAUUUAUCAUUUAAUUUUUUUUACCGCGAGUACGUUACGUGGUUCAACGUAAGGCACUGUCGUAUCAUAAUAUGCUCGAAAGUUUUGUAGGGAGUAAGUAAUUCCAUACAAAUGGAUAAUUACAUGUCGUAAGUCGACGUUACACCUUAUGAUGAAGUAUUGUAACGUAAUAUACAACGUGUUUGUGCAAAUGGGAAAGCAAAAGAUGAUAGGAAAUAAUUUAAAUACAGAUAUUAGGAAGAAUCAAGUUUUCUCAUUCAACGCCAUAGGGACUGUUGAGAGACUAGCAAUUUUGUCCCUAUUUUCAACAAUUACAUUAUUUUAAUUUGUCUAUAAAAAAAACUAAACUUGAUAAGAUGCGAAGCCCACUAUAGAAAAGUAAGCAGGCAAUGUACUUUUUACACGGCUACGUUAAGGAAAAAAACAAGAAACGAGAAGUACCAAGUUGUUUAUAAUGAUUGUGUGAGGUAUGUGAAAUGAGGUAAAAAGAUUAUUGCUUCCUUAUUGGUAAGAGAAAAUAGGAUAAAAUAAAUUCAUUUUGUGUACAUAAAAUAUA